GCAAUUCGUAUCUGGCAACUCUGGUUGGAAUAGUUUGACAACAAAGAGGCCGGUGUCCGUUGAGUUGGUUAAUUCUCAGAGAUGUUUAGCCCAAUUAUCUUCAAUAUAUGACGAUUUAUGUUGUUAAGAUAUACACUUGAACAGCUUGUGGACUUGUGGACUGAGGGUGGCUGUUGAUCACGGCAACCUGUAGAUCACGGUGGCCUGUAGAUCAGGGUGGCUUGUAGACCACGGCGGCCUGCAGACAACGGUAGAACUUCAGCCACUGUUGGCGAGACAAGACAUGUUGAGAGUUCAGAAGUGUUCAAGUCUGCUAAUAUCUGUCCUCGCCAUAAACUUGCAUACUAGUACUGAUACAGAGUUGAGCUCUGGCUUUUUGGUCCCGCCUCUCCUGAGGGAGAAGUGGAUCAGGACUUCUCUAAUUGGUCCUUAGGUCAGAAGAAAAAUUACACUUGCUGUGCCAAGACCAUUAGAGCUCAUGUGUCAGAAAUACUGUGUACAUGGUGUCAUCAGCAGUAUCAUGAAACUCGUUACAGUGUCAGAAGUACCACAUGCACAAGGGUAAGACUUUGAUUGAGCCCAUUUCAACAUCCUGAUUAUUACAUUAAUUUUCUCAACAUCCUGUGAAUGAAUGUUUAUUUGGCUCCUUCAAAUAAUGUGUGCUGCCUUAUCACUCUGCAGCAAGCACACUUAAAUCUGAUGGGAAAUAUAAUAUUACAUAUCACUUUCAUCUGAAUCACCGUACAUGCAAUGUAUGAUAUAUAAUGUACACUGUACAUCCAACAUUUCAUGCAUUAUGGUGACAAUGUAAAUAUGUUUUUAAAUACAAAUGUAUUUGUAAAGGUAAAUGUGGUCUAUGGUAUAAUUGAUUUUAUAAUCUCAUUAUAUAUUGUGUUUUAGUGUAAUAGAUGUUUUUAAUAUUUAAUAGUUUUAUUUUCUGAGAAACUAUUAAGGUUAUGUAAAUUAAAUAUUUUAACAAGAUAAAUUUUUCUGUUUUUGUUACUGUACUAAAAUUUAAUAUAAAUAUUUUUCAUUUUAAAACUAAACACACUUUUCUACUGUAUGUGCUAUUUUAAUUGUUGGCAGGGAAUUCUUAAACAAAAAAAUCUAUUCACAGUACCCAGUACUGUAUAGUAAAUAUUGAUUCUUAUCUUGGACACGUAAUUUACUCUUGAAGCUCUUAGGGCUGCUUACCUGUUGAGUACCUGAUUAAGAUAAGUGGAUCACUGUUCCCUGGUAUGAUCAACCGGUAGUCUUUAGUAAUGUCUUUUCUUUCAAUAGUCUGGUUUGGCUGUGUUUUGUAUGUGGCCUCUUUGAUGUUUUAAAUUUUUUCCAUAGUACGCUAAUUGGAACUUAUCCUCAUUAAACAUCAUGUUAUUUUCUGUGACCCAUUGAAAGAUUUUAUUAACAUUGGAUUGGAGGUUUGCUGUAUAUCUAUAUUGUCAACUCGAAUAAAAAUUCUAGUGUCAUCUGCAAAGGAUGAUAAAGUACCAUAGAUUGUAUCCUUGUCUAUGAUAUAAGGAUAAGGAAAAGUAUCGGAGCAAUCACAGUAUAUCGAGGAACUGAGUUUUUCAUGGUGGAUGAUUCAAAUUUUCCUUUGUUGACUAUUAUACUGUGUUCUGGUUGUUAGGAAGUUAAAGAUUCAUCUCUUACUUUCCCUGUAAUUCCUUUGGUGCACAUUUUGUGUGUAUUAACACAAUGGUCUCAUUUCCGAAAGCUUUGUUGAAAUCUGUGUACAUUACAUAAGCGUUUUGUUUCUUCCAUGGCAUCUAAUGCCUUGUUAUAGUGGUCUAGUAAUUGUGAGAGGUAGGAACACCCUGUUCUGAACUCAUGUGGCCUAGGGUUAUGCAGAUGCUGUGAUUUCAUGUAUUUUGUGAUCAUCUUAGCACUCUUUCAAGGAUUUCUAUGAUGUGCAUGUUAGAGCUAUUAGUCUAUUAAGUUUUGCAUCAACUUUACUUACUCAUUUGUGAGGGCUAUCCAAAUAAGAUAUCAGUGUUCCUAAUGAUCAGAAUGUGUUUUCUUACUUCAAGGAAUAGCGGAUUAAUAAAUAACAGAACGUAAAUUGUACUUUCGAUACAUAUAUUCUUGUAAAAAUCACAUACACAUUUACACUUAAGGGUUCAUUGAAUUUAACCCAUGUGCUGUGGCUGUAUUUAUAAUAAGACAUUCUUCAUUGCAAUAAAGUAUGUGUGUUUCUUCAGAAGCGAUGCAAAAGACAUGUAAAGUAAGAUCAUCAGGUAAGAUCAUGAAAAGUUAACAAAAAAUUAACUUGCCACAGGAUUUGUUUGGAAUGUUUACAGAGCUAUGUAUACACUAAUUUUAUGCUGUUAGCUUCAUGUGGAAGAGUGCAUUUUUAUGUAAGCUUUUUCACUCGCGAAUUCUCGGGAAAUGUUGUACAGAAUGUUUUUAGGCUAGAAUAUUUUAUUAUAUAAUAAGCACAAUAUUUUCUCAGUAUUUAUGCAUCAGUAACACCAGUGGCUUUUGUAUUGUCCAAUUUUCCAUUCUCUUUUAUGUUUUGACAAACAAUUUGUUUGCUUUAAAUUCCUGCCAAAGAGAAUGGGAUAUUUCCAGAAGCUUAUUUGAUCUUCAUUACCAUCUAUUGACAGCAUAGAUGACACUUUAUAAUUUGUUUGCUCUGUGCUGCCUGUCAGGGUUGUAGCACAUAAGUUUUGUGUCCCACUAUCCAAAUGUUUAGCAUCCUUAACAACAUUUGAUUUAUGAAUAUAUGAAAUUCAUGCAGAUAAAAAACCACAUCAUCAAUACUGUACACAUCACAAACAUGUUAUUUAAACUUUUCAGUAAUAUUUAUAAAGCAAACAAGUGUUUAUUCAGGAGAUAAAUAAUAAUAAGUUUUUGCAUCAAAGAACUUUUCAGAUCUUAGCAUUCAAGUAAACUGUACAAAAGUGUCUUCAUAUGAAAAACAUCAGUAUUGAAUGUUCAGAAAUACUAUAAAAAUACGUCAUAUAACAGCAUACAGUACAAGUAUUUAUAAAUAACAAAAUCAGUAUUGAAGAUUCAUUGUCUAAAACUACUUUCAGAAAUAUCAAACGUUAAAUAUGAGCACUUAUUCCGAAGAGAAGCCAUAUCACUGCUCGGUGUGUCUAAAACACUUAUCAAGCAAAUCAUAUCUAACAGUUCACAUGAGGAUUCAUACAGGUGAGAAACCAUAUCAUUGUUCAGAGUGUCUAAAAGACUUUAAACAGAAAUCUCAACUAACAAUUCACAUGAGGAGUCACACAGGAGAGAAACCGUAUCAUUGUUCAGUGUGUCUAAAAGAUUUUUCACAUAGAUCUCAACUAACAGUUCACAUGAGGAGUCAUACAGGAGAGAAACUAUAUCAUUGUUCAGUGUGUGUAAAAGACUUUUCAAGGAAAUCACUUCUAAUAGAUCACAUAAGGAUUCAUACAGGAGAGAAACCAUAUCAUUGUUCAGAGUGUUUAAAAGAUUUUUCACGGAAGUCACAUCUAAUCAAUCACAUGAGGAUUCAUACAGGAGAGAAACUAUAUCAUUGUUCAGACUGUCUAAAAGCCUUUCCACAGAAAUCAGAUCUAAUAGUUCACAUGAGGAUUCAUACAGGUGAGAAACCAUAUCAUUGUUCAGAGUGUCUAAAAGACUUUAAACAAAAAUCUCAACUAACAGUUCACAUGAGGAGUCACACAGGAGAGAAACCGUAUCAUUGUUCAGUGUGUCUAAAAGAUUUUUCACAUAGAUCUCAACUAACAGUUCACAUGAGGAGUCAUGCAGGAGAGAAACUAUAUCAUUGUUCAGUGUGUCUAAAAGACUUUUCAAGGAAAUCACUUUUAAUAGAUCACAUGAGGAUUCAUACAGGAGAGAAACCAUAUCAUUGUUCAGAGUGUCUAAAAGACUUUAAACAGAAAUCUCAACUAACAGUUCACAUGAGGAGUCACACAGGAGAAAAACCGUAUCGUUGUUCAGUGUGUCUAAAAGAUUUUUCACAUAGAUCUCAACUAACAGUUCACAUGAGGAGUCAUACAGGAGAGAAACUAUAUCAAUGUUCAGAGUGUCUAAAAGACUUUUCACGGAAAUCAAUUCUAAUCAAUCACAUGAGAAGUCAUACAGGGGAGAAACCAUUUAAGUGUGCAGUUUGUCUAAAAGACUUUAAACAGAAGUCAAAUCUAAUCUAUCACUUGACGAGUCAUACAAUGGAGAAACCAUUUAAGUGUUCAAUUUGUCUAAAAGACUUUUCACAGAAAUCAGAUCUAAUAGUUCACUCGAGGAUUCAUACAGGUGAGAAACCAUAUCAUUGUUCAGUGUGUCUAAAAGACUUUUCACACAAAUCGGCUUUAAUAGUUCACUUGAGGAUUCAUACAGGUGAGAAACCAUAUCAUUGUUCAGUGUGUCUAAAAGACUUUUCAUAUAAAUCACAGCUAAUGUAUCACAUGAGUAGUCAUACAGGGGAGAAACCAUAUAAUUGUUCAGUUUGUGUAAAAGACUUUCAAAAUAAAUCAUCUCUAAUAGUUCACAUGAGAAGUCAUACAGGAGAGAAACCAUUUAAGUGUUCAGUUUGUCUAAAAGACUUUAAACAGAAAUCAGAUCUAAUAGUUCACUUGAGGAUUCAUACAGGGAAGAACCCAAAUCAUUGUUCAGUGUGUCUAAAAGGAUUUUCACGGAAAUCAUGCAUAAAAAAACACAUGAAGAUUCAUACAAGAGAGAGAAUUCAUACAUCAUAGAAACAGAAAUAUCAUCUGGCAUGGACUGAGGAGCAGAAGAUACGAAAAUAUUUUCUGUGAAAAGCUCCUUUGGCUUCCCGGAGCUAUACCAGGCUGAUGUGCAUAUAUUAGAUUGUGACAACAGUCAAUCGAUGGAGUUUUAGGCCUGCUGGGUACCAGAGCCAAAACCUGGCCCCCCCUCCCCCCCUCAAGAAGAGGCACAAGGAACAAUGGCCUAUAGACAACCCCGUGUAAUUGGAAGCAAUCCAUGUCUGCCAUCUACCAGGACUUUUUUGUAGAAAACCAUCUAUAAAAAUUGCAAACCGAAAGCCGAUCUAACAAGCAAAACUCCCUAAUCAAAAACAAACAGACAAGCAUGAUGUCACCACAACCGCCGCGCAUCUGUCUGCACAACCCUCCUGUGGGGAAUUCCUAACAAGUAUUUCUUAGUAUUAAUAGAUGAUAAAUGGACUGUAUGAGUGGACUGUAUUAAUUUUGGUUAUUUGUCAGGUAUUUCCACUUCUCCAAAAAAAAAUUUGAGGAAGA
Molecule: messenger RNA, 5216 nt
Organism: Procambarus clarkii (red swamp crayfish)
Lineage: Eukaryota; Metazoa; Arthropoda; Malacostraca; Decapoda; Cambaridae
Source: RefSeq, a predicted model, not a curated record